CUUUUGUCUGGCUCCUCUCUUAUGCUCAUCGAAACCCUAAAUUGAUUAAAGACGGGACGAAGCCAUCUGUAUAAAUUUGUGUUCCAAAUCUGCUACGAUCCACCAUCUUCUCCUUAAAUCGGAAAACGAUUACCGUUAAAUCUUAUCGAUUUUCUUUUUGUCAAAUUUUACUCUUAUCUUAUCUUAUCUCUUUUAGAAAAUCUUGAUUGUUGGGUUUUAACUGGGAUUUGUGUUUUACAUUUACACAAUGGUGGGAGGUGGAAACAGGAAGGAUGAACAGUUGGUCAUAAGCAACAAUAACGUUUUCGCUGCUCUUGGAACCCUAAGGAAGAAGAAGAAGUCUGAUAAGGGAAAGAACGCUGAAGGUUCAGUUUCUAAAAAUGUCAAGCACACUGACAAGGAUCCAGACCCUGUUUUCUGGGCUCCAGCCCCAUUGACUGUCAAAUCCUGGGCAGAUGUUGAUGAUGAAGAUGAUGAUGAUUAUUACGCUACAACAGCUCCGCCCCAGGCUGUUUGGGGACCUGAUACUGCUAAUGAACAUCAUCACAAGCCUAAGGAAACUGUAACUCCACUCCAGGAAAGUGAAAGUGAAGAAGAAGGGCUUGAUGAAGCUGAUGAUGAUAAUGAGGAAGAACAUGAGCAGGAACCUGCUUUACCAGAGGAAAAGGUGCCAAUUGUUAAGAAGACUGCUGAAAAUGAGGUCCCCAAAGAGUCGGAAAGGCAGCUUUCAAAGAAGGAACUUAAGAAAAAGGAACUUGCUGAGCUUGAAGCUAUGCUUGCUGAAUUUGGAUUAAACAAAGCUGAGAGCAAUGAUGAUUCACAAGGUGCUGCACAGGAUAAGGUGGAAAAACUCAAUGGAGAGAUGGCUAAGAAGGAUGAUAAUGCUCCUGGGGAGAGCAAGAGUGCAAAGAAGAAGAAGAAGAAAGAUAAAUCAUCAAAGGAGUCCAAAGAGCAACAUGAUCAAUCCAAUGGUGUUGAGCUUGGAAAUGGGACCAAUGAAAUAGUGCCAACCGAGAAAGGAGAAGAUGCACCUACUGUUGCUGCGAAGGACAAGAUAAAGAAAAUGGCAUCUCUUAAGAAGAAAAAAUCAAGCAAGGAGGUAGAUGCUGCUGCCAAAGCUGUGGCCAGUGAGGCUGCAGCAAGGAGUGCAAGGCUAGCUGCUGCAAAGAAAAAGGAGAAGAACCAUUACAAUCAGCAACCCCUGCGGUGAAAUGUUUCUUGAAUUGGAAGUGAGCAUGUAUCUUGUUCAUUUGUUAAAUGCACAAUAAACAUCAGAAUCUGGUUCAAUAGAGAUGGACUAUCAUACUACUUUUUUAUUUUACCAAAAA
Solanum verrucosum is the source of this 1328-nucleotide messenger RNA. RefSeq lists its product as uncharacterized. The record is from RefSeq and is a predicted model, not a curated record. The coding region runs from base 248 to 1210 and encodes 320 amino acids. The transcript has 3 exons. Lineage: Eukaryota; Viridiplantae; Streptophyta; Magnoliopsida; Solanales; Solanaceae.